Molecule: messenger RNA, 2073 nt
Organism: Durusdinium trenchii
Lineage: Eukaryota; Dinophyceae; Suessiales; Symbiodiniaceae
Source: the annotation of a GenBank genome assembly
AUGGCUGAAGAGGUGAUCUUCAAAGGAGCUCCUGUCAUAAUCAAAGGGCUCCAAAAGGAAGAGUCUGUCCGGUACAAUGGCCAGAAGGGAACGGUUACGGCUGGUCCAUUUGACAACGGACGCUACGAGGUGACUUUACAGGGAGGAGGCUACAAGGAAGACAAGGUUCUGGCGUUAAAGCCAUCAAACUUCCAGCUGGACUUGGAUGCACUACAGGAAUAUGUGAUCAAGAAACGAAUCGAGAAAGCGAGGCGAGAUAUAGUGCUGGAGGAUCUCGCGGUGCUUUGGACCAAAGGCAAGGGUCUAUCUGCCAAGAGUUUGACAUGGAGAAGAGAGAAGGUGCCGGACUUGGACCAAGGAGAAGUUCUGCUAAAAGUGGAGAAGUUUGCCUUCAGUCACAUGGCCUUGGGAUAUUUGAUGAAAGGCUUCACCCGGACCUUCAGUGCAUAUCACAAUUUUUACAAAGCUUCCGAGGAGAACUUGUACCGAUCUGCCUGUUGGGGCUUUGCCACAGUCAUGGAGUCAACCCAUGACAAGGUUGCUGUGGGAACCAGGCUCUAUGGUCUCCUGCCAGCAGCCAGGUACCAGGUUCAGACAGUCGGUGGCACCAUUCCUGGCAAAAAGGACGAGCCAUCUUGUGUCGAACUUGCCAUGGAGGGGGUGCCCUUCAACCUCCGUCGCUUUCAGGAAAUGGAGGUGGUAUCUGACUGCAUGGAACCACACUUGGAGGACUGGAUCAUUUGCACCAAGGAGAUCUACACGAUGGCCUACUACAUGGACGAACAAUUGCUGGUGGAUACAGGGAUGAUCAACUGUGUAAUCAUCUCCUGUGCAUCUGCGAAGACAGCCCUGGCCCUCGCCUUCUGCUUGCGAAUGCGAGACAUGAGGUACGUCUUCGGCCUCACCUCCAAGGAUCAUCUCGACUUUGCCCGUUCAACUGACUUGUUCCAUGAGGUGUUUUCGUAUGACAACGUGGCAUCUUUGCCGAACAACCAUACGGUAGUCUACAUGGACUUCAAAUGCGACGGGGAGCUCAGACAGCAGAUCACCUUGAGGACUGAGGAGGUCACCAAGACCGGACGGAAUGAGAAGCUGAAGUACUCCUACCAGGUCAAGCACAUCAACGGGGUCGAUGGUUUUGUUGAGAUGUACGAUGCGUUGUACAGCAAUGCUGCUGAGCUGCAUUGCAAUGGGACACUUUGGAGACCUGAUUCUGUGAGCGAGCAGCGUAAUCUGGUGAAGCGGUUGAACUGGCGGCCUGCUAAGAUCUCUUGUAAGCGAAACUUUGAUUUGCUGUGCAAGCUGCUGCAUCAAGGCCACGACCUUGCCGAGGAUCUCAAAGCUGCAUUGAUCAAGCAGGUCACAGAGGCGUGCAAAGAGCACGUGAACCAAAAAACUCAAGAAGCGGUGGAGACUCUUUGGAAGCGGGGGCAGAAAGCAAUCCUGACUAUGCAGCAGCAGCAUUCUGAUACCACUGAGCAACUGAGGAGCCAGCUAGCAGCCUGCGCUGAGUCUCAUCGAAACCUUGAGCGUGAAACUGUUAUUUUGCGUGCCAAUCUGGAGGCAAUGAUGAAGCAUUUGACCAUUCUGUUCGGAGUUCCGCAUUGCGAACCCACCUUGGACCUAUGGCAAUUUGAAGAGAAGGAUGAGACAGAACAUGAGGAGUUUGAAGACCUGGAAGAGCCAGCUCGUGUGCCUGUUCCUGCUAACUGUGUGGAACAUGCUGAGGCUUCCAUUGCGGGCUCUGGAGGAACCGGCUCUGAAUCUGCUCCAUCGCCCACUGCAGCUGGACACACUCCACCUGAGGCCACUACAUUCUCGUUGAUGCUUCGAAGAGCGGACAAUGUCCCCGUUGGACUUCAUGUUCAAGGUGAUGACGGCCUUCUUGUGGAAAGGAUAUUGCCAGGAGGUGCAAUCGAAGCCUGGAACAAGCAAUGCCCUGGAGAAGUGCGAGAAAUCCGUGUUGGAGAUAGAAUCAUCAUGAUCAAUGGGCAGGAGGAGCUGGAAGCCAUGCGGCAUCAAUGCCUCACAAAGCUCCUUCUGAAGAUGACCGUACAGCGAAUGGCAAUGUGA